This is a messenger RNA of Salarias fasciatus (jewelled blenny), 1857 nucleotides long. RefSeq names its product chaperonin containing TCP1, subunit 8 (theta) (gene cct8). Gene Ontology annotation, molecular function: ATP binding; ATP hydrolysis activity; ATP-dependent protein folding chaperone. Bases 1 to 1641 code for a protein of 546 amino acids. The transcript is spliced from 15 exons. Lineage: Eukaryota; Metazoa; Chordata; Actinopteri; Blenniiformes; Blenniidae. The record is from RefSeq and is a predicted model, not a curated record. Gene Ontology annotation, biological process: protein folding.
AUGGCUCUCCACGUCCCCAAAGCGCCGGGUUUUGCCCAAAUGUUAAAGGAUGGUGCCAAGCACUAUUCAGGGCUUGAGGAAGCAAUCUUUCGUAACAUCAGAGCAUGCAAGGAGCUCUCUCAGACCACACGCACUGCCUAUGGGCCUAAUGGCAUGAACAAAAUGGUCAUCAACCACUUGGAGAAGCUCUUUGUCACUAAUGAUGCCGCAACUAUCCUCAGAGAGCUUGAGGUUCAGCAUCCCGCCGCCAAAAUGAUUGUGAUGGCGUCUCACAUGCAAGAGCAGGAGGUUGGAGAUGGCACCAACUUUGUCCUGGUGUUUGCCGGAGCGCUGCUGGAGCUGGCUGAGGAGCUUCUCAGAAUGGGCCUGUCUGUGUCCGAGGUGAUCGAAGGCUAUGAGAAAGCCUGUAAGAAAGCUUUGGAGAUCCUGCCAGACUGCGUUUGCUCCUCAGCAAAGAACCUGCACGAUGUGAAGGAGGCGGCGUCUCUCAUCCGUACAGCGGUGAUGAGCAAGCAGUACGGCAACGAAGACUUCCUUGCCAACCUCAUCGCACAGGCCUGUGUCUCCAUCUUCCCAGAAUCUGGCAGUUUCAACGUUGACAGCGUGAGAGUGUGCAAGAUAUUGGGGUGUGGGGUGACUGCGUCUUCUAUGCUCCACGGCAUGGUCUUCAAGAAAGAGGCCGAAGGAGACAUCACAUCGGUCAAAGACGCCAAGGUGGCUGUCUUCUCCUGCCCCUUCGACUGCAUGGUGACAGAGACCAAGGGUACAGUGUUGAUAAACAAUGCACAGGAACUCAUGAACUUCAGCAAGGGUGAGGAGGAUAUGAUGGAGGCUCAGGUGAAGGCCAUCAAGGAGGCUGGAGCCAACGUGGUGGUUACCGGCGGUAAAGUAGCCGACAUGGCGCUGCACUAUGCCAACAAAUACAAGCUCAUGGUGGUCAGACUUAACAGCAAGUUUGACCUCCGGAGGUUAUGUAAGACUGUGGGAGCUGUAGCCCUACCAAGGAUGACUGCCCCCACUCCUGAGGAGAUGGGCCACUGCGAUAACGUGUACCUGACAGAGGUGGGAGACACUCAGGUGGUCGUCUUCAAACACGAGAAAGAAGACGGUGCCAUUUCAACAGUAGUGAUCAGAGGCUCCACCGACAACCUGAUGGACGACAUCGAGAGGGCCGUCGAUGACGGAGUCAACACCUUCAAGGUCCUGGUCAGGGACAAGCGUCUGGUCCCUGGCGCUGGAGCCACUGAGAUCGAGUUGGCCAAAAACAUCACCUCAUAUGGAGAGUCUUGCCCCGGCCUGGAGCAGUACGCCAUCAAGAAGUUUGCCGAAGCGUUUGAGGCGCUGCCGCGAGCCCUGGCCGAGAACUCUGGAGUGAAGGGGAGCGAGCUCAUUUCAAAAAUGUAUUCUGCGCAUCACGAGGGAAACAAGAACAUGGGCUUCGACAUUGAGGGAGACGGCCCCGCUGUGAAGGACAUGCUCGAAGCUGGCAUCCUGGAGCCGUACCUGGUGAAAUACUGGGGCGUCAAAAUGGCCACCAACGCUGCCAUCACCGUGCUGCGGGUGGAUCAGAUCAUCAUGGCCAAACCAGCAGGGGGACCCAAACCUCCCCAGGGCAAGAAGGACUUUGAUGAGGAUGACUGAAUGUGAUGCUCCUUUAACCCUCAGCGCUCCCACAUGAUUCACAAACCCUUUUUCUACUCGUUUAUUUAAAGCUCAACUGUUUUGGUUUAUUUUGUAGAACUGACCAUUCAUUGGUUAAAACAAAACAAACAUGUGAAAGUAAAGCAUACAUAUGGGUCUGUUGUCGCUUUUUAUGUUCUCGGUCCCAAAUAAAAGCACUUGUGCUGUGUCAUCUGG